Molecule: messenger RNA, 1620 nt
Organism: Protopolystoma xenopodis
Lineage: Eukaryota; Metazoa; Platyhelminthes; Monogenea; Polystomatidea; Polystomatidae
Source: the annotation of a GenBank genome assembly
AUGCUUUGUGGUGCUGAUAGACUUGUGGGUACUGAUGAUCGUGUUAGUACUGAUGAUCGUGUUGGUGCUGAUAGUCUUUUUGGUACUGAUGUUCAUUUUGUUGCUGUUGAUGCUGUUAGUACUAAUGUUUUAUGGAUCGUGUUGGUACUGAUAGCCUUUGUUGGUACUGAUGGUUUUGUUGGUACUGAUGAUCGUGUUUGUGCUGAUGGUCCUGUUAAUACUGAUGAUCGUAUUGUUACUGAUUGUCUUGUUGGUACUGAUGAUCGUAUUGGUACUGAUGACUUGUUGGUACAGAUGAUCGUAUUUGUACUGAUGGUAUUGUUGGUACUGAUGGUCGUAUUGUUGCAGUUGACGCUGUUCGUACUAAUGCUUUGUGGUGCUGUUGGUCUUGUUCGUACUGAUGGUCGUAUUACUACUGAUGAUCGUGUUGGUACUGAUGGUCUUGUUGGUAGUGAUAGCUUUGUGGUACCCGAAUUUGACACUGUUUACGCUUUUGACGCUGGCGGCUGUGUUUUGCUCGAGGCUUUGUCGCUUUUGCCGCACUUUGUGCUCUUCGAGGUGGUGUUGCUUUUGCCGUUUUACACGCUGUUGGCGCUGUCCGCCUGUCCGAGACGACCUGUGAAUCAGUCAUCUCUUUCUGCCUCUAUACGCCGACAUGUUGGCACAGUGACAGACGGACAAAGCAGACAAGACGACCAACUGGCUUUUGAGGAAGACGAGCGCAAAAGCGCGUGUAAACCGAGUCGAGUACAGACAUUGGCGGCCGGAUCCCGCAAGCUGCACCUGUCCGCACAAGUCCGCGCUGCCUCGUUACCGCCUCGUUACCGCCUCGUUGCCGUCCAGCUAGCGCCUCGCUACCACCUCGCUGGCAGGCAGGAGCUGUCCUCCGGUCGCCAGGGCGCUCCCACCUGCCAACCACUCUCUUUCUGGCCGGCUGAUCGGCUGGUCGGCUGGCCGGGCGGACUUUUUUCGCUUCUACAACCACCGGCUCUCGAUAGGCGUCACGAUCCGCCAAUUAGCCAACCGAGCGUCAGUCCCACAAUCCCUCUCAUCCACCCGUCCACCCGUCCACCCGUCCACCCAUCCAUGUGCCCGUUUGUCCGGUCGUCCGGCUCUUUCACACCGCGUCUCGGCAAAGUGAGACCGGCAAUUCUGGUGGCCAUGCCAACGGGCUUGUGCACAAGACUGGACAUGCAGGCGAAUUGGGCAAGAAGACUUCUGCACAAGCGCUGGCAAAACAGUCACGCCCCUCCCAAUGUGGAAGUAGUCAGCUGUGUUUACAAACACUGCGCCAUCAUUACUCACUUUCGUGAAGCCGGCCAACGCAUGCACGAAUGCGCCCCGACCGGGUUUGUGUUGGGACAACCAUACUUUGGUUGGUUAGCGAAAGCUUCUGACAAAACUGUGCUGAUGCACAACCUCACCACCCACCGAACAGACCAGCCCCACUUCGGCUUUCCUGUACCUCGUCAGCUCGCCCAGCCUCGUCUUCAUGUAGUCGCGUAUUGCCGCGAAUCUCUUUGCCAACCGGCCGGUCUCUUCGAGGCCACAACGCCGCCGGACAAUGCCGGCCAGAAGAGGAGGACAUGCAAGGCGAGUGCGGCUAUGGAGGAUCUUUAA